Molecule: messenger RNA, 685 nt
Organism: Phragmites australis (common reed)
Lineage: Eukaryota; Viridiplantae; Streptophyta; Magnoliopsida; Poales; Poaceae
Product: lachrymatory-factor synthase-like
Exons: 1
Coding region: 104-604 (166 amino acids)
Source: RefSeq, a predicted model, not a curated record
UGGCGUGGUAUAGAACCCAGCUCGCUCACUCCACUUCUCGCCGUCGCACAUUAGCAGAGCUCGUACACGCUGCUGCACUUGCACGUUCGGCUCCAUCCACCCAAUGGUUCGCGGCGCAGACGUGGGAGCGACGGCCGUGUGGCGCGGCACGGCGCGCGCCGUGGCGGCAGGGCCGACGCCCGAGGAGGCGUGGGCGCUGCUGGGGGACUUCUGCGCCCUCGACAGGUGGGUGCCGUCCGUGCGGACGUGCCGGCGCGUGGAGGGCGCGGACGGGCGGCCUGGGUGCGUGCGGUACUGCGCGGGGCCCGUGAACAUGGCCGCGCCGGGGGAGGCCGUGGGGUGGUCCAAGGAGCGGCUCGUGGAGCUCGACCCCGCGGGCCGGUGGUACAGCUACGAGGUGGUGGAGAGCAACAAGGGGUUCGGCAGAUACCGCGCCACCGUGCGGGUGGAGCCCGACCCGGCCGGGUGCGCAGUCACGUGGUCGUUCGAGGCCGACCCGGUGACGGGGUGGACGCUGGAGGGGUUUGUGGGGUUCCUCGAGAACCUCGCGCAUGGCGUGGCCCGGCGUCUCGAGGAGGAGAUCAAGGUGAAGGCUGAUGCCUGAUGACUUGUAGUUGAGAUUGGUUUGUGGUCGUGUGCACUGUAUCCGUGUCACGUAAUGAGAAGUUGGGACUUCUUUCUACCA